This is a messenger RNA of Myxocyprinus asiaticus (Chinese sucker), 754 nucleotides long. RefSeq names its product lectin, galactoside-binding-like b (gene lgalslb). Gene Ontology annotation, molecular function: carbohydrate binding. The coding region runs from base 212 to 754 and encodes 180 amino acids. The transcript has 5 exons. The record is from RefSeq and is a predicted model, not a curated record. Lineage: Eukaryota; Metazoa; Chordata; Actinopteri; Cypriniformes; Catostomidae.
CCUCCACCCGUACACUAAUCCGCGUCAGUAUAAUUUCUCUCUCACUAAAUGGACAAUAGAUUUGUUUAUUUCUUUCAGUGAAUAUUUCUGUUUGGGUUACGAUUUUCUUGAAAUUAAACACCGCAUUACAUCUCCCUCUCAGUCUGCCACGACACUGACGAUUCCUGGGCUGGACCGCCUUUGAAUAGCAUCUUAUGGUAUUUUGUUCAAGAUGGCGGUUGCGAGCAUGGAAAAGGACGCGGUAAACACCGAAGAAGUUCUUCACCUUAACAAUUCAUUCGGAGAUGCUGGACUAAUCUCUCCCGAUAAAGAAGACAUCUCUCGUAUUCUGACAGUUCCUUUCAGUGGACGGAUCAGAGGUGGGAUGAGGCCUGGGAAGAAGAUCAUUGUCAUGGGCAUCAUUGAUCCAGAGCCAGACAGCUUUGAAAUCAUUUUGACAUGUGGCCACAUUGAUGAGAAGGAUGAUGAGGAGCUUGCUGAUGUGGCUCUCAAACUCAGCGCACGAUUUACUGACAGACAGUUCUUGAGGAAUGCACGAGUUUCGGGGAAAUGGAGUGAGGAGGAGGCAGCCAUAGCUUACUUCCCCUUCAUUCCGGACCAACCUUUCAGGAUUGAGAUCCAUUGCGAGCACCAGCGGUUUAGGAUCUUUGUGGAUGGACACCAGCUGUUUGACUUUUAUCACAAAGUAAAGUCUUUGCUGGCCAUUAAUAUGAUCAGGAUAGAUGGGAGUCUUCAGAUCACUAAGCUGGGCUAA